This is a messenger RNA of Rotaria sp. Silwood2, 942 nucleotides long. NCBI's taxonomy places the organism in Eukaryota, Metazoa, Rotifera, Eurotatoria, Philodinida, Philodinidae. The record is from the annotation of a GenBank genome assembly.
AUGGACAAAGAAUCAGGCGGAAUUUCCUAUUUUGAUCAAACCGGCAAUAUUCUGUUGAGCGAACCAGAACGCGGCGGAAAAUGGUUGACUGCAAAGAAAGUUUAUUGGAAUGCUUCGAAUAAAAAUACAUGGUUUUCAAAGCAACGAAGUGUCAAUUCUGAAUACGUUACGGACACAACUCGUGAUGUUUUCGAAGCAAAGUUAGAAUUUUUAUUUAAUGAAAACGAGGCGCUUUUUGGUCUUGGCUCACAUGAAGAAGGCUACAGUAACUUACGCGGUAAGUGUCGACAACUGUAUCAACAUAAUCGAAAGAUAGUAAUCCCAUAUUUCGUUUCUACUCGUGGUUAUAGUAUAUUACUCGAUUGCUGUUCACUGAUGGUCUUUCAUGAUAAUAGUCUCGGCUCCUACAUUUGGACUGAUGUUGUUGAUGAGCUUGAUUACUAUUUUAUAUACGGAGGAAAAUUCGAUAAUGUCACACGUGGAUAUUAUGAACUUACUGGUAAAGCUCCAAUGUUACCGAAAUGGGCGUUCGGUUACAUACAAUCUAAGGAACGCUACGUCAACGCCAAUGAAAUGAUAGCUAUCGUCAGUGAAUAUCGUCGUCGACAAAUACCACUUGAUCUUAUUGUUCUAGAUUGGCGAUCGUGGAGCGGAAACUUUUGGGGUCAGAAAACUUUUGAUCCUGUUCGUUUUCCUGAUCAAACAGCCUUUAUCAAUACUUUACAUGCGAUGAAUGUACAUUUUAUGAUCUCUGUUUGGUCAAUCAUGUCUGGUGACUGUCCAAAUCAGAAAGAAAUGGAACAGCAUGAUUUCAUGCUUGGCGAUAGCACUACUUACAACGUUUUCUUACCUGAAGCUCGCAAACUUUAUUGGGAUCAAGCCAAUAGCGGUCUCUUUGUUCAUGGUGUUGAUGCUUGGUGGUGUGAUAGUUCUGAACCUUAG